AAAAAAGCGUUUAACUUUUCCUCCACCUCUCAUAAUCUAUCUCUCACACAUUCCUCCCACUCUCUCUUUCUCAUUCAGCCUCCUCAUCACCAACUUCUGUAUCUCCAUCUUUCACUCUACCUCUCUCUCUCUCUCCCCCACUCUCUCGGCCUCUCUCUUUCUCUUCCUGCCGCCUCCUCCUCCUACUCUCUCUUUUUAUUUGUAUCUCUCUAAAUUUAUUUAGCAUCUUUUUUAUACUUUAUUUCUCUUCUUCAUCUUCCGCUUGUCAAAACAAGAACCUUGGAUACCAGCUACUACAGUUGACGCCGUUCGAACGUCAAACAACAGAAUUGUUUAACGAGUGUAUAUACACAGAUACAUAAUAUAUCUACACACACGUGUAUACACGCAUUUAUUUAUUGAGAUAUAUAUACUGAGAGAUAUACCUAAAACACAAUGGGAGUCACAGAUAAACAAGUAAACGAUGCCCAACAAGCUUUCAACUUGUUUGACAAGAAGGGAGACGGCGCGGUACCCACUAAAGAGUUGAAUAAUGUGUUUAAAAGUCUCGCCCUGCAUGUUGCUGACCACAAACUGCAGUUGUGGGUUGACGAAAUGGACGAGGAAGCAACUGGUUUUAUCUAUUGGGACAACUUCUGCAUCCUGUUCAAGCGAAAAUUGCAGGAAGAUGAAGACGAACGUGAAGUGCGGGAGGCAUUCCGUGUGCUGGACAAGAACAACCAAGGAGUGAUUGAUGUUGAGGACUUGCGCUGGAUCUUGAAAUCUCUAGGGGAUGAUUUGAAUGAUGAAGAAAUCCAGGACAUGAUUAACGAAACAGACACAGACGGCAGCGGUACUGUAGAUUAUGAAGAAUUUUCUAAACUGAUGAUGGAGUGAGUUCUUGGGCUUAGAUAACAACGAUGAUGUUCCCCUGUGCAGAAGGGAAGAAGUGCUUAACCCCCACCCCAUUCCCUGGUAUAAAGAAAAGGUCUCUACAUAACCUGUUGCUCUCAAUUUAUGAACACUGCCACAGCUAAAACAAAAAAAUCACUGAAAAAUAAAUAAUGAAAUAAGUUUUCAAGAAAAUUAAAUAUAUCAAUAUUCAAUAAAAGCAAAAUAAACUCAGAUUUAACAAAUACAACACAUACGGAGACACAUAUAUAUGCAUACAUAUAUACAUAUAUAUAUAUUUCUAUAUACAUAUGUAUAUACGUAUAUAUGUGUGUGUAUAUAAGUGCCUUACAUAGAUAGACACACAGUCACACAUGCUUCUAUAUCAAUAAAUAUACUUUUAUACAUGUAUACAAAUACACAUAUGCACAGAUAAAUAUAUAAAUACAUGUAAAUAUAUAAAAGAAACACAAAAGUUUUCCCCAAAAUCUCUUCAAUAAUAAGUGCAAAUACGUAUAUGUGUGCGCAUAUAUAUAUUUCUUAGGAAUUUUUUUUUCUGCUAGCAGCUUCGUAUGCUAACAACUUUUCUGGUUUGGGUGGGGGUAUAUAUUUCAAUGUUUGGUGUAUAUUUCUUUUCAAAUACCCUAGCAAAGAUGUACACUCACACACACACACACACACACACUCACUCACUCACUCACACACACAUACUCACAAACACGCGUAUAAUAUGUUACAAUACAUCAUUAAUGCUAAAUACGUGAUAUCUAAACAAAAUACGAUGCCGGACGCAAUCCAUACCAAUUUUCCCAGUUGACUUCUUCCUUCCAUUAAAUUCUUCAGCCUUCCUCAU
This is a messenger RNA of Octopus sinensis (East Asian common octopus), 1723 nucleotides long. Its product is annotated as troponin C. The transcript has 5 exons. Bases 436 to 876 code for a protein of 146 amino acids. Gene Ontology annotation, molecular function: enzyme regulator activity; calcium ion binding. The record is from RefSeq and is a predicted model, not a curated record. NCBI's taxonomy places the organism in Eukaryota, Metazoa, Mollusca, Cephalopoda, Octopoda, Octopodidae.